AUGGCAAUUAUAUUGAUGAGAGUUAUAGAGAUUGUUGCAAUUGCAAUGGUAAUUUCCUUGUUUACACCAAUAACAUUAGCCAUUCGAGAAGAAGAUUAUUAUAAUCGCAACCACGGUGAAAAUUUAGAUGAUUUAGAUUUAUAUGAUUCUUCUUUGUAUUAUACAUUUCCUAAUGAAUAUUAUAAUCAUAAUGAAGCAUCGGCACCUGAGCCGUAUCCUGGACAAGUGGAGGAAUGUUUGCAAAACAUAUCGGAUGAUUGUGGAAUAAUCAUAUUUAACAGAAUUUUGGAUAGUGGAAAGUAUAGUGAUGUGGAAGAGUGUUGCGCUCAACUUCUCGCACUGGGAAUAAAAUGUCAUAAUGCAAUUAUGGAAUCUACUCUUCUCAGUCCUGAGAUGAAAGGAGUGAAUACAACUGAAAUUUGGAAAAAUAGUGAUAAACUUUGGGAAGAAUGUACUUCUAUUUCGCCGUCUAGUUAA
Messenger RNA from Solanum tuberosum (potato), 477 nucleotides. RefSeq lists its product as uncharacterized. NCBI's taxonomy places the organism in Eukaryota, Viridiplantae, Streptophyta, Magnoliopsida, Solanales, Solanaceae. The record is from RefSeq and is a predicted model, not a curated record. The coding region runs from base 1 to 477 and encodes 158 amino acids. The transcript has a single exon.